Cololabis saira (Pacific saury) is the source of this 5011-nucleotide messenger RNA. RefSeq names its product vacuolar protein sorting 4 homolog A (gene vps4a). The record is from RefSeq and is a predicted model, not a curated record. The transcript is spliced from 11 exons. The coding region runs from base 170 to 1480 and encodes 436 amino acids. Gene Ontology annotation, biological process: endosomal transport; vacuole organization. NCBI's taxonomy places the organism in Eukaryota, Metazoa, Chordata, Actinopteri, Beloniformes, Belonidae. Gene Ontology annotation, molecular function: ATP hydrolysis activity; ATP binding.
UCAGAGCUGUCAGCGCCGCCGCACCAGCUCAGCUCCAGCCGUGUCAUGUCCCCACAAACCCGCCCCGCUGCAGCAUAGCACCGCCAGCUGGUCCUGUUUCCUCCAGUCGUCCGUCUUUGGGGAGAUUCAGAGCAUCUAAAUCCGGCGGAGAGCAGAAGAGUGAGAUGAAAUGACAACGUCAACAUUACAGAAAGCGAUUGAUCUUGUCACCAAAGCCACAGAGGAGGACAAGGCAAAAAAUUAUGAAGAGGCUUUGCGUCUGUACCAGCAUGCCGUGGAAUAUUUCCUACAUGCCAUCAAAUAUGAGGCCCACAGCGACAAAGCGAAGGAGAGCAUACGAGCAAAGUGCAUGCAGUACUUGGACAGGGCUGAGAAACUUAAAGACUAUCUGAAGAAUAAAGACAAACAAGGCAAGAAGCCCGUCAAGGAGGCACAAAGCAAUGACAAGAGUGACAGUGAUAGUGAGGGUGAAAACCCAGAGAAGAAGAAGCUGCAGGAGCAACUUAUGGGUGCUAUCGUAAUGGAAAAACCCAACGUUAGGUGGAAUGAUGUUGCUGGACUAGAAGGAGCUAAGGAAGCUUUGAAAGAAGCCGUCAUCCUGCCCAUUAAGUUCCCUCACCUGUUCACAGGCAAGAGGACUCCGUGGAGAGGUAUCCUGCUGUUUGGUCCUCCAGGGACGGGGAAGUCGUACCUGGCCAAGGCUGUGGCCACCGAGGCCAACAACUCCACCUUCUUCUCUGUAUCCUCCUCAGAUCUCAUGUCCAAGUGGCUGGGCGAGAGCGAGAAGCUGGUGAAAAACCUGUUUGACCUCGCUCGCCAGCACAAACCCUCGAUCAUCUUCAUCGACGAGGUGGACUCGCUGUGUGGCUCCAGGAAUGAGAACGAGAGUGAGGCCGCCCGCCGCAUCAAGACUGAGUUUCUGGUCCAGAUGCAGGGUGUGGGUAACAACAAUGAUGGUAUUUUGGUGCUCGGUGCCACCAACAUCCCCUGGGUGCUCGACGCUGCCAUUCGCAGAAGGUUUGAGAAGCGCAUCUACAUCCCUCUGCCGGAAGAGCCUGCUCGAGCUCAGAUGUUUCGACUGCAUCUGGGCAACACGCCACACAGCCUGACGGAGCCCGACCUGCGGCAGCUCGCGCGCAAAACAGACGGCUACUCGGGCGCCGACAUCAGCAUCAUCGUUCGAGACGCUCUCAUGCAGCCCGUCAGGAAGGUCCAGUCCGCCACACACUUCAAAAAGGUUUGUGGUCCAUCUCGAAGCAACAAUCAGAUGAUGGUAGAUGACCUCUUGACCCCAUGUUCCCCCGGCGACCCUGCAGCCGUAGAGAUGACCUGGAUUGACGUGCCUAGCGAUAAGCUAUUGGAGCCUAUAGUCUGCAUGUCGGACAUGCUGCGCUCUCUGUCCACCACCCGUCCCACUGUCAACACUGAAGACCUGCUUAAGGUCAAGAAGUUCACAGAAGACUUCGGGAUGGAGGGUUGAAGGACGGGAGGCAGCGUUUUGCCUCGUCCACCAGAAGGGUCAAACUGCUCCCGUUAACAACACCCCCCCCCCCCCGCGCUUCCCAGCUAAGCUCUUGGUUUUUUCUGCCUCAUCGAUGUAAGAUAAAUGACUGGUCUGACAUCUGUUUUGGACUUUCUACUCACCAAAGCCAGUAUUUUAGAAUCCCUGAAGGACUUCGGCCGAAUGCCACAUUAGAAGAGCCGUGUGAUUUGGUAGCUGGACAGCAGGUCCCAAGUCCCCCCCCCCCAUUUCAGACGAUGUUCCUCAAGAAAAUCUUCACUACAUGAACUCCUCGCUGCGUUUUACAUGUGGAAAAGCUUAAGUUUACCCCUCGCUGAGCCGAUCCUGUCUGUCUCUGACUGAAAGACUGUACGUUAAUUUAUUUUUUUUUUAUUUUGCCGUUGUGCACUUUUGCUUUGGAUCCCAAUGAAGGAGACGGACUUUUGAAGAAGAAAAACAAGAAACAAGUUCCUGCCAGGCAUGCAAGUGUGUGAAUGCAUCAAAGUGUUUUUAAUUAAAUUUGUGUUUUAAUGUUCAUGUCUAAAUGUUAAGAACCUGUUAUUUUGUUAUUUAACGAAGAGUUGAUUUAAGUGUGUUUGGAUCAGGCUUGUAUCUCCAUCCGUGUGAACUACAGCAUUUACAGUACCAGAGAUGUGCUUGACUGUUAACCCAAUCAGAAAUUCUUUUUAUUUAAAAUCCUAAAAUGUGGGAGUUCAUCAGUAUUUCCAGAGAAAGUAAAGAAAAAUAGCUUUUGCAAAAAUGUGUAGUGGAAUUGGCGCAAGUUGAAGUUCACGUUAAUUCUCAGCAGAUGAAAUGGAAUGUUUCUUUACUUUUUUCUUAGAAAUUGAAAAUUGUUUAAAAUUUUAGCUUUUACAUCAUGUUAUAGCAUCAUCUUCUGCAAUGUUUUUAAUGGUCCCAGCUUUUGUCGCUGGAUCUGGAGUCGGUUUAUUGAAGUAAUCCGAAACGGAGAAUCACUCAAGCACAUCUCUUGUUCCUCCUGCACAUGUAACAGAACAUUAUUACUCAAUAAUCACACUUUACACGUAACAGAUACAUGUUAACACUGGAAAUAUUACCUCUCUUUCGAGGAUGGAGCUGCAGUGAAAGGCCUGAUGUUUGUGAUUUUGGAAGGUCAAUGUACACUAACAUCCCCUCUGAGACUGACACCAAUGUUCAGCGCUGUAGUCCAGAUUUCAGCUGACAGGGUUGGUGGAGAGCUGUCGGAUGUAUCCUCGGUACCAAAUCUGGCGCCGCUCACGACUACAGGCUGGUCUGGCUGACUGAGACUCAGUUUACUCUUGUACAAAUGUGCGUUCGUGAAGGUACUGUUGGUCCAGUGGAAGCUCCGCUAUUAACGACCCCCGUGUGGGAACUUAACUUACCACUGACCGUGUAACCAUUACUACUAAUUUAACCCUAAAUUAAUAAAAACUGACAUUUCAAAUGAAAGCACUGCACCGAUGCUGGUUUUAUGUAUUUUUCAUUCUGAUGGUUUAGGUGAAAAAUAAACUGUUUAAAUGUUUAGGGUGUCAGCGCAGCGUAACCCCAACACUGUUUUUGAGGAUCGUCUGUGAGCAUUUCCUCCAGAGUGACAGUGGUUUGUGUGAAGAGCAGUUUUUUGCUGUUGUGAUGGAGUACACGUGGUACACUUCCAUUAAAGAAAGAAAAACCAUCAACAGUCACUGAAAUAACUUGAAACUGGCAAAAUGAAAGCAAUUAAUAAUUUACUCUACAGUGACUUAUGAAGACCAGACAUUGCUUUUUAAUCGUGGUUCAACAGAAUCAUGAGAAUAAAUUGGCUGCCUGGACAAAAAUGAUGGGAACUGUAAUAUUUAGUCAUCACUCCUCCGGAUCAAACUGCUCCGGAUGUCUCAGCUUUGGCUUUGUCUCAGCUCUUUUCACAGACGUUCAGGAGUAUUUAGAUCAGGACACUUCAGAAUAGUCCAAUGUUUUGUUCUUAAGUCAUUAUGUUUUUUUUAACCUUUAACCCAGUUUUGGGUCAUUUAUCCUGUUGGACGACCUAUAACCUGUAAUUGAGACCAAGCUUUCUAACAUUGGGCAGCACAUUCAUCUCAUGACUGUUCUGAUAGUCUCUAGAGUUUAUUAUACCUGCACACAUUCAAAAACACCCGGCGUCGGAACAUAACCGAGCCUUCCUUUCUUUGAAUGCUUCAUUUUUGCGUCUGAACAUAGAGCUCAUGUGACUCAAAGGUCUGUUUUUGUCUCAUCUGAAUCCCCUGAACAUCAUCGUACCAAACAGUAGAGUGACUACUUUUUAAAUAGGCAGACUGACUGUAAAACUAUUUUCUUAGGAUACCACCUCAUUUAUCUGGGCCAGUUUUAUUUAUUCAUUGUUUGAACAAAUUCAAAAGCAAUGUCUUGAUUUUCAUUAGUCAAUUAAAAAUAAAAGCAAAGGAAUCCAGGGGUAAAGUAAUUUGCCACAAGGGUAAAUACAUCAGUAUUCAUGGUUAGUUGAGGAUCUAACCUGGAAGUUUAUUUAGUACCCAGCACUUGGAUUGAACCCAAAGAUGCUUUACAUUGAUCCAGAUGGAGAACCGGAGCAUCUUCUGAUGUGCGACAAACAUCUCAGAAGACAUCAAACCCCAUCUCAUGCAUUUUAACUGGGGGGUCUGCCAGUGAUACAAUAGCUGCAAAAAUGUAUAGAGUAAAAUCCAGACUCUGCAUUCAAAGGAGAAAAUGAGGUCGUUGUUUGUAAAUCUCAUGAUUUCAGAGGAAAGAUAAUUUACCUUCGCCAAACUUUCAGGCAGUGAGAGAUAUUAAUUAGCAAAGUAGAUUGUGUUAUCAGCACUCAUAUCGCAGUUCAAUGGUUUUUCUAUGUCACUUGCUUAAAUAUCAACUUCACUGCUUCUAAGAAACCAUAACAUUCUAUUCAUUAAAAAUACACUUUUCUUUGAAUUUGGGGACAUAAACCACAUUUAAAUGAGCUAUUACAUCAUUUUUGUUACCAUCAGUAAAUGACUGACAUCAAAGAAAACCUGGCGAUUAAACAAAAAUUAGAUUUUCUUUUACGUGAAUCUAAACAGGUUUGUGACCAUUACGGAUUGUGUUGCCCUGUAAUUGUGUUGCUCUGUGUUCUUGUAUUAUAUUAACUUUUCAAUUAUUUUAAUAUGUUAAAUGACAUUUUGUAUGGAUAUAUAUGGUAAACGGGUAAAUAAUAAGUUAAGAAACAAAAUAUGUACAGUAUAAUUGAAUAUUUAGUUGUUUUGAGAUGAUUUAAGAACCGCGAUGUUACUUCCGGUUUGGUUCCGGUCAGACCAGCCGUUAUUUUCCUGCUCCAUCUUCUUCUCACCAUUUCAGUUGUGUACAAGCAAUGCUGUAAGUUAAGUUCGAUAUAUCAGAUAAUUAUUUUUGUAUCUUUGUUGCUAAUGUUGCUUCUUUGUGUAUUUGAUUUGAGCAUUGUUAGCAUAAAAAAACGAUCUUUUAGCUAGCCAUUAGCAUUGGUUCAUCUUAUAAUUUAAUUCUGUAUGUUUCUGUUGCAGUUUUUACCAC